Messenger RNA from Coregonus clupeaformis (lake whitefish), 1965 nucleotides. RefSeq names its product probable serine/threonine-protein kinase PknB. The transcript is spliced from 7 exons. NCBI's taxonomy places the organism in Eukaryota, Metazoa, Chordata, Actinopteri, Salmoniformes, Salmonidae. Bases 56 to 1450 code for a protein of 464 amino acids. The record is from RefSeq and is a predicted model, not a curated record. Gene Ontology annotation, cellular component: extracellular region. Gene Ontology annotation, biological process: lipoprotein metabolic process; lipid transport; protein phosphorylation. Gene Ontology annotation, molecular function: ATP binding; lipid binding; protein tyrosine kinase activity.
CAGAAAUCUUGCACAGAAGAUCAAAGAGAAGAAGCCAUUUUCAGAAGAACAGAUCAUGGACUGGUUUGUCAAGAUCUGCAUGGCCCUGAAGCAUGUCCAUGGCUUGGGCCUUCUUCACAGAGACCUGAGACCACAGAAUAUAUUCCUUACAGAAUUUGGGACACUUUGUUUGGGAGAUUUCGGAAGAGUCAAUGAAAAUGCUUCCCAAUCUGGAUCUUCAGACGAUGGAAUGGUGGGUUAUUUAGGCCCAGAGAUUCUGACUGGUAAAGUUUAUGACACCAAAAGUGAUAUUUGGUCCUUGGGAUGUGUGCUAUAUGAGUUGUGUAUGCUUCGGUGUGCAUUCGCUGCAGCAAGCACAAUCAAGCUCAUCCCCAAAAUACUGGGAGGUCCUUAUCCAUCUCUCCCAGAGAGUUUCUCACCUGAGCUCCAUGAACUACUGUGUGACGUCUUUCAACAAGACCCAACCAGCAGACCUUCAGCUGGUGAAAUCCUAUCAAAACCCUUCAUUAUCAGUUUCCUCACAAAAAGUCAAAUGAUCUGUUUGUCUGUCCACCCAUUCAUCCAUCUAUCUAAAUACAUUUUCUUACAGAAUGAAAAAACUGUGGAGGAGCUCCAGACAAACUUGGACAAUCUGAGAAUGCUGGCAGACAGCUUGGAGCGUGUGCACCAUGGCGCCACCAUAGGCAGUUUGACAGGAGGUGUUAUUGGGGCAGCUGGAGGAAUCACUUCUAUAGUAGGCCUCAUCCUGGCUCCCUUCACUCUGGGCGCAUCCCUGAUCGUCACAGGGGUGGGUGUUGGGGUGGCUGUCGCUGGUGGAGCCACAGCCGGAGUAUCCAACAUCACCAACAUGGUCAAUCAGUCUACCGACCGCAAAGCCAUCAAGAGCAUCAUCAAGGAGUUCCAGGAGAAGAUGAACUCUGUGGUGACAUCUCUACAAAACAUUGCUGAGGGUAUCGAGACACAGAGGAUGAGUGGCUCCUUUACCACAGAAAUAGGUAGUUUAAAUGCAGAGAAGCUAGUAAAUGCUGGGGCGAGGGUUGGGAGGGGCCUAGGGAGCAUCCCAGAGCUCGUCCGAUUGUUCCAAGUGGCCAACAUUGGCAAGGUAGCAGCCCAAACUGCAAGGGCAGUGCGUGUGGCAGAGAUGGCGACAGGAAUAUUCUCUGCUUUCUUUGUAGCAGUUGAUAUCUUCUUCAUCGCCAUGGAUGCCAAAGAGAUCCACAACAUCCAACAGGCAAAGGCUGAGAAACAGUCUAGUGAUAGCAGUAAGUUAGAAGUGAUGGACACAUACUCCACGACUGAGCUGAACCCUGGAUGUGUGGAACCAAAGGCUGAGGUCAAGUCAGAGACAAUGAAGUUCGUCCAGACAAUCAGACAGACAGCUGAUCAGUUACAGGAGAGCCUAGACGAACUGAGUGACGUCCUGUCAUUCAUUCCUAAGAUAGAGGACUGAUACUUAGUCAAGUGAAACUAUACACAGUUGUAGUGAUUGUAAAAGAUGCAGAAACAAGAAAUAGAGCAGAUUAAAUCAUUCAUUGAUACAUAACUUCUCUGUAAAACACAGGGAUGGGCGAUGUGACUUUGACAGCCAGAUAGGCCUUUAGGUUUAAGGCGUGAGCAAAUUCCCUUUUCUGUUCUUCAAUCCUUGCACAAAUCAGCUAUGAUAAGUAGAUUGUAGAGACAUAAGUAUACAGUAUAUCUCAGCUGUAGUACUGAAGUGCUUUCCUUUCCGGUUAUUACAGUUGACCUGUUUGAUCUGUAUAUUAUUUUCUUACAUCAAAUUAUAUCAGUUGUAUUACACAACUACAAAAUGGUCAGUUGUUUCAAACUUAUAAUAGCCUACAUGAAGUGGUGAUGGUGACUGUAUAGAAGUGUAAUUGUUGCAAUACAUAUUUUGAAGAAAAAAAAUGACAUUAUUCUGGGAAAACAACGUUUAUACAAUAUAAUCCUAAUCUAUAAAUGUCUGCU